Drosophila innubila is the source of this 7774-nucleotide messenger RNA. It is a transcript of the gene Hipk, whose product is annotated as homeodomain-interacting protein kinase 2. Gene Ontology annotation, biological process: peptidyl-serine phosphorylation; peptidyl-threonine phosphorylation. The record is from RefSeq and is a predicted model, not a curated record. Gene Ontology annotation, molecular function: ATP binding; protein serine/threonine kinase activity; protein tyrosine kinase activity. Gene Ontology annotation, cellular component: nucleus; cytoplasm. The coding region runs from base 768 to 4985 and encodes 1405 amino acids. The transcript has 11 exons. Lineage: Eukaryota; Metazoa; Arthropoda; Insecta; Diptera; Drosophilidae.
ACUGAGUUUUAACUCAGUCUACUAAAACUCUCUAAACAACGCGGACGCAAAGUCGCUCGUUACUCGGGCUCGUGUUAAGAAAGUGAGAAAAAUUUUUGAUUGUGAUUCAUGCGUGCGUGUGUGCGUGUACGUUUAGCGUGAGUGAAACAGAGCGAGCGAGCGAAACAUGGCGAGUGUUUUAUUAACGAAAAUUCAAUUACACUUUCUAUAAUUCAAUUUUGUUUCAAUUUGUAAUGCGGCUUAAGUGUUUACGCGCAGAGUGAAUGCUUUUUUUCCUUUAAUUUCCUCGCCCCCAAUAUCAUCAAAAUAAAUGAAAAAUUCUCUUUUUAAUUUGACAUAAAUUGUAAAUGUCUUUAAAAAUAUCUGUAAAUAAAUAAUCCAUCAGUAACAAUCUAAAGGCAGACCAAAGUCAACAUUUUGGUCACGUUUAAAUUGCAACAGUAAUUUUUUGUACAGUAAAUUAAAUUGUAAGAAGGCAAAAUUCAGAUGAAUAUUGAGCCAAAGCAACAACAGCAACAAGGCAACAACCGAAUCUAAUCAAAUCCAAUUAGAAGCGAAUUUUAAAUUCAGCAAAAAGAAAAAAAAGCAACUGGCAAAAAUACAAGAAAACACGACCGAAACGAGGUUGAAACAAAUUGCAAACGAAACGAGUCGAUCAAAAACAACAAGCAAAGCGAAAAAGAGAGAUAGAAAGAGAUUGAGAUUGAGAGAGAAAGAGAGAGAUAUAGAGAGCACCAGAGGAUCGUUCAAUUAAUUCGGAUGCGCCAAUGAAAACGUCGCAUCAUUCACACGCGUCCGAUUUCUUGGUCGACUACGCUGUCGUUGCCGGUUCCGGUUCCGGUCCAGAAGGAGGACUCUUUUAUAGCCAGAGUCAGAGCCAGCAUCAGCGACAGCGACAGAACGUCUAUGCAGCCGCUGUGGAUGUGAAUGUAAAGCCAAAGAUUGAACAGGUUAGCAUUGGCAUCAGUUGCGAUCUUAAGCCCAUUGUCUACCUGGACACGGAGACACAGCAGCCGCGUCAGCGCAGUGUGCUCAUUAAGCAGGACCAACAACAGCAACAACAACGUCAUCAGCAACAACAACCACAACAGCAUUCGUUGUCCAAGUCUGGAGCAGUGGUCAACAGCAAGAGAAAACGCGAAACAGAUUGCGAUUGCGGCUGCGUGGACUCGUACAACGGCGGCAGCGUUGAAAUUGUUAACGGCCAGGCGGCACAGGAAGCGGCAGCCCAUAACGUAGUUAGCAGCAGCCUCAAGACGGCGCACGCAAAGGUUGCCACAUCCGGGGGGCAUGCCAAUACGCAGCCCCCCAGUAAACGUUCCAGCAGCGGCGCCGAUGGCGACUAUCAGCUGGUCCAGCAUGAGGUGCUCUACUCGCUAUCUGCUGAAUAUGAGGUGCUGGAGUUUCUGGGCCGUGGCACCUUUGGCCAGGUGGUGAAAUGUUGGAAGCGCGGCACUUCUGAAAUUGUUGCCAUUAAGAUUCUUAAGAAUCAUCCAUCGUAUGCGCGACAGGGACAGAUUGAGGUGUCCAUAUUGUCACGGCUCAGUCAGGAAAAUGCGGAUGAAUUCAAUUUUGUGCGUGCUUUUGAGUGUUUUCAGCACAAGAAUCACACCUGCCUGGUCUUUGAGAUGCUCGAGCAGAAUCUCUAUGAUUUUCUAAAGCAAAACAAAUUCUCCCCGCUGCCGCUAAAGUAUAUACGUCCCAUUCUGGAGCAGGUGCUGACUGCCUUGUUGAAACUAAAACAACUUGGCCUGAUUCACGCCGAUUUGAAGCCGGAGAAUAUAAUGCUGGUUGAUCCAGUUCGUCAGCCGUAUCGUGUUAAGGUUAUUGAUUUUGGUAGCGCCUCGCAUGUGAGCAAAACUGUAUGCAACACGUAUCUGCAAUCACGUUACUAUCGUGCCCCAGAGAUCAUAUUGGGCUUGCCCUUCUGCGAAGCGAUCGAUAUGUGGUCUCUGGGGUGCGUGGUAGCUGAAUUAUUUCUUGGAUGGCCACUCUAUCCGGGCAGCUCGGAAUUCGAUCAGAUACGUUACAUAUCGCAAACACAGGGUUUGCCCACAGAGCAUAUGUUGAAUAGCGCCUCAAAGACAUCCAAGUUCUUUUAUCGCGAUGUGGAUUCAACGUAUCCAUUCUGGCGUUUAAAAACCACCGAAGAGCAUGAGGCCGAGACGAAUACGAAGAGCAAAGAGGCACGCAAAUAUAUAUUCAACUGUCUGGAUGAUAUUGGUCAGGUGAAUGUGCCCACAGAUCUGGAAGGUGGUCAACUGUUGGCAGAGAAAACAGAUCGAAGGGAAUUCAUUGAUCUGUUGAAGCGCAUGCUGACCAUCGAUCAGGAAAGGCGUUUAACCCCAACGGAGGCAUUGAAUCACAGCUUCACGAGGCUCACACAUCUGGUUGAUUAUGUUUACUGUAACAAUGUGAAGGCCUCUGUUCAAAUGAUGGAGGUGUGUCGUCGUGGCGACUUCCACACAGUACAACCCGCUCCGACGCUGGUAACCAAUUUUGUGCCGAGCAGCACCGACAACAUGACCUUUACCAUCAACAAUCAGUUGACCAGUCAGGUGCAACGUCUCGUUCGGGAUGGACGUCCCACGUUAGCCUACGAGGGUCUCUAUCAGAUCUACGGAGGACGCAAUGUGGCAAGGCAAUAUCCCCAGGCACGCACCGACACCUUCCAACAUCAACUGGUGUCGAAUAUCUUGUGUCCACCUUCGUAUCAGGCCAUGCCCAGUCCCACCAAGCAUGUGGUUGUUGGUAGUGCCAGCAUGCAACCGCCGUUGCAAGUGCCACCACAGCAAUAUGUCAAUGUGCCCGUACCCGUUUCAAUGGUUGAACCCAGCUCGGGUCAACGCAUGUUGCUAACGAAUCGUGUGCAGGCGAGUGGCGUUGCCUGGCCACAAACUGGACGCCAGAUGGCGCUAGUGCCGUCUUGGCCACAACAGGCGCCGGCUCAUUCGCUAAUUGUGGACUCGACGCCGCUGUUUAAUGUGGAGGAGAUCUAUCCCAAGCAUCAUCUUAACUUGCCACGCAACGAUCUCAAAAAGGAAUCGCCGGCUCAUCAUCUAGCCAAGGGCAACUCUUAUCGCGUGCCGCGUCACGAGAAGAAGGAGCAUCAACAGUUGUCGCCAGUGAAGAAGCGUGUGAAGGAGAGCUCGCCGCCGCAUCAGCAGCGCUAUCAACGUGCCGCCCAUGUGUCGCCGCAGUACCACGCCCACCACAACUGCAACUACGGGGGCGGUUACGGCGCUGGCGCUGCUGGAACCCUUGUUGCCUCAUCAGCAUCAUCAGCAAGCAACAUUGUGAAUGCGAGUGGCAGCAACUCCUCGAGUUCGCAUCAUAAUCAUGCUCCUGUGGCACAUGCCCCACACGGGGGCAGCAGCAGCGCUUACAACAAUGCUAGCCAUCACAUUGUGGUUAACAAUUGCAGCGGCGGUGGUUCAGCUGUUGGUGGUGGUGCUUACCACAGCAGCAGCGGCAGCAGCCAACCACCGUUGCAUGCACAUCAGCCGCAUGUGAAGCAACCAACAAUCACCAUACAUGACACGCCCUCACCGACAGCUGUUGUUGGCGAUGUCAUCACCAUAUCGGACAGCGAGGAUGAGGGUGCAGAUGCUCCAGGAGCAUCAUUGGCUGUGCAGCCCGUCAAGCAGCGUGCGCAUGCACAAUCCCAGACGAGCAGCAGCCUCAUGCAACAGCAGCAACAACAGCAUCAACAACACCCACAGCAGCAGCAGCAGCAGCAACAACACUCGGGCAGCAAUUCAUCGCAGCAUUGCCGCAGCAGCGCACAGCCGUUGCAUAUGCAACAGCAACAACAACAACAGCAGCAGCAGCAGGCGGUUAAUUAUGGUGAUCACGAUCCGGAGGAUGCACGUCGACGUCAACAUGCCGCCGUCUCUGCCGUUGCAAGCAGUCCCAAACAUCAGCAUCAUCAUCAUCAUCAUCAGCCGCAGCAACAGCAACAACAACAAGUGGUGCAACCUGCACAGCAGACGCCGCAUUAUCAGCCGCAACCACAAACACAACCACAGCAGUUGCAGCAACAACCACCACAACAGCCCAACAUCAAGUAUGAGCCUGGACAAUCGCAAAAGAAACGCAUCUUGGCCAUGGCACAGAACGAGUGCAACUAUCAGCCACAACCACAGCCGCAGCAGGUGCAACAGCAACAACAACAACACGCACCGCCACCCGUGGCCAGUUUGCCGCAUAUUCCAACAAAACAGGAACCAGCCGAGUUCUAUCCGGAAUAUGCACAACAGCAACCUCCACCACAACAACAACAACAACAAUUGGACACCAAGCGCAGCAGCUGGGCAGCUAGUUCAAGUGGUUCGGCAAUGCCACUGGCACAUCCGAAACGUGAGGCACCUUCGGUGGCACCUGUGAGCUAUGUGGCACCCGCUGUUGCACCACCGUUGGCCCACUCCAAGAGCAGCUCGAGUUCGUCAUCGUCUUCGAUAAGCGCUGCUGCUGCUGCGGCUGCGGCGGCUGCUGCUGCAGCUGCCAGUGUUGGGCCACCAUCGUGGGGUGCACCGCAGGUUUACCGACAGCCAUCGCAACCGCCGCCGGCGAGUGUGGCGGCACCAGCACCGCAGUCAGCGGCACCACCGCAUCAUCAUCACAGCAGCCACAGUCACCAUCAUCAUCAUCAGGCGGGCACGCCGCUGGGCGGCUCACCGUCAUCCACAGCCGCUGCGGCAAUGUUGCAGACGGACAUCUACGCACAGGGCGACAUGUAUCGACGUCCCACAGUCUAUGUGUCCCAGGCCGCGCCCACUUACGCCUACGCGAAUCGAGGGGUGGUGGCACCGCCACCUGCACACAAUAGCUCCAGUCGACAGGUUAUACCAUCGCAUCCGUUGCCGGCGCACAUACAAAUCCCGACACAAUAUAGCCAAUUUGGGCCAUUGAGUCCCGCCCAGGUAGCUGCCAGCAAGCAUGCGGCGCACUUUGCGCCAACUAAUAUAUGGUAUGGAGCUGAGUAGCUUGCAGGGUGAACGGGUUGACGAGGAUGGGACGAGAGGCGAGGCCAGGCGAGGCGAGCAACCACUGACAAAACAACAAAAACAACAAUCUUGUUACCUAUUACCACCACCAUUACCAUCACUCUCCACACAGCCUAGUACUUGAGUCUAGAACUUCAUUGAUUGAUUGAUUGAUUGACGCUCGAAUCUUUUAUGGCCUCGGCUGACGGCGACGACGACGAUAAUCCCAAUAACAACAACAGCAACAACAAUUGCAACACAGAGAAUGAUUUGCAACAGCUGCAGCUCACACAAUGCUGGUGGUUUAUGAUGCUCAUGCAACAGAGCAUCAUACACAACAGCAGUAAUUUGCAUGAAACACCUACAUCAACAACAACAACAAUAAACAACAACAACAACAACAACAAUGUUGCACGCAGCAGCAGCAAUCGGAGUCGCCGCAAACGUUAAAAAACUCGUCUGCCCCCACCCCGUUGCCAGCAAAUUUUUUCUUUUAAAUUUCGGCAAUCUUUAAACGAUUGUCGAUUAUAUUCGAUAAUUCGAAUUAUAAUUAUAAAGUUUUUUUUAAUUAUUUGAAUAAAUGUAAAGCAUUUUGUACACGCAGUUUGAAGUGUAAAAUGCAUCAAAUUACAUUAAUACAUAUAUGUAAUUAAUACAUACAAAUAAUGCUGCAUAUGAGCAACAACAACAACAACCACACACACAAAUAUAUACACAUAUAUAGACCUUGCAACAUGUUAAAGGUACUAGAAACACUUUCUAUACACAUGUAUUUUCAAAAAUUUCUCAAAAGAAAAAACAAAACCUAAAGCGUUUCAUUCUGUGUGUUGUAUAUUUUUUAUUAGAACUUCUAAGAAAAUGCAUACUUAUAGAUAUAUAGAAAUAUAUAUAUGCAUAACUAUGAUAAAUAUUAUGAUAUGUCUAAGUACUACAUAUAUAUGUAAAACCUAAUCCUAAUACUAAAAAACUAAACUAAUAUUAUACUAUACUAUAUACAUUUACAUAAUGCUAAAUAAUGCAACAUAUAAUAUGAUUAAUGCAACAUGUUUCUGUACACAACAACAACAACAAUAACAGCAAAAGCAACAACAAAAAUCAACAAAUACUUAGUGCAAAAAAGGCAUAGACAUUUUUUAGACUCUUUUUAGCAAGUACCUCAACGAAUAAAAUAAUAAAAAAAAAACAUGCAACAACAACAAACAAACAAAUAAUGUUAUGCAAAUUGCCUUUUACAACAACAAAACAAUAUUGUAUAAAUAAAAAACUUAGUGAGAUAAUCAUUAACCAAGAAAAAUGAUAUGAUACCGCAAAAACCUUACUAGCAAUCAAAGCAUACAUAUAAAUAAUUACAAUAUUGUAGGUAAACUGUAGCGAUAUAUCUGAUAUAACUGAUAACUGAACAUGCGAUAUAUUAUAGCUAAUAAUACAAUAUACAUAGAUAUUUGUGUGUUUUUUUAAACCAGCCACACACACACAUACGCACUCUCAUAGAUCUUAAACUAAGCUGAAAUUCCCCACAAUAGAAUCAAUCAAAUUCUUGGGGCUUUGUACAAAAACAAAAAGUAUAGAUACAAACAAAUUAGAUGCAUUGUAUUUAGCAAUGACUAUUAUUAUUUAAUAAUGGAUUUUAAAAUCAGAUCAGGUAUCAGGUCAAGCGAAUUACUUAUAAACAAAAAACAAAAGAAAACAAAAAUGUAAUAAUUAAUGUUCACUUAAUCGCUUUAUUGUAUAAUUUCUGUAUUUACCCCCUAAAUGAAAAAAAGGUCUUGGGUUUGUCUUUUAUCUAACAGACUCUGCGUUUAAGUCUCUGUUUCAAUUAAAGAAAGAAAUCACACGAAUUAUGAGAAUGUUCACUAAAAGUACAAAAACGGCAAGCAAUCUAGCAGUAAUUGAAGAGUUAUAGGCUUUUAAAAUGUUUCUUAUAUAUUAUAUUAGUUUUAUUUCUGUAUGUGUGUGCGUUCAUUUCAACACUUCUAAUAAACGCAGAGAUUUAAUUUUAUACAUUUAUAUUAAUUACUUAUUUUGUGUAUAUAAAGAAACCCUUGCUUACUAUUUUAUCGAUAUUCUAUUCAUACAUAAAUUAUAUACGAAAUACUACAUACUAUCUAACUAAACAUAUUACAUAUUGUUCUUGUUAAUUAGGUUUCUUAAAGUACUUUGUAGUUAGUCGUAACUUUGUCGCUAUUUUUCAAUUUUUUUUGUCAGUCUUCGUAAUAUUUUUUUGUUAGUAUUUAGAACUGUGGGCACUUCCUAUUACAAUAAUAUAAUACUGAAAAAAAAAACAAAAAAAAGCAAGAGAAAUAUAAUUGAAAAUCCCAAAACACACGUUUCAAUGUAUCAGUUUGUAUGGUGAACAGGUCCGUUUUAUUAUUGUAAUUAAUAUAAUGUUAAUGAUUAUUCGAACAUAACGCAUGAAUAUAUGAUAAUUAAUCAGCUGUGCACGAAAUAAUUGUAACAAAAGAACUAAAAUUAUACAUACAUAAAUAUAUAUAUAUAUAUACUGCAACAAGAAAUGUAAGCAAACCGAUCUAUUUGAAAGUCUAGCAUAUAAUUAUUGUGAUGUAGUUUUUAAAAUCGAUGCAAAUACAAAUUGAAAGUGUCGGAAUUUUUGUCCUUGUCGUAAUUAGCCAGUAACGAAAUUAAAACAACAAACAAAUUACAAAUUACAAUUACAAUUACAAACUAAUUAUAUUUCUAAUGUGUAAUCGAUACCGUUAUUAAUGCGGCAUAUAAAUAUAAACAAAAUAAUAUAUGUUAACUAUUUAGUACGCAAACAAAAUGACUAAACA